Suillus discolor is the source of this 1985-nucleotide messenger RNA. RefSeq names its product chaperonin Cpn60/TCP-1 family. Gene Ontology annotation, cellular component: mitochondrial inner membrane; mitochondrial matrix. The transcript has 7 exons. NCBI's taxonomy places the organism in Eukaryota, Fungi, Basidiomycota, Agaricomycetes, Boletales, Suillaceae. The record is from RefSeq and is a predicted model, not a curated record. Gene Ontology annotation, biological process: mitochondrial unfolded protein response; protein import into mitochondrial intermembrane space; protein refolding. Gene Ontology annotation, molecular function: ATP-dependent protein folding chaperone; ATP binding; protein-folding chaperone binding. Bases 312 to 1985 code for a protein of 557 amino acids.
UAGCGUUAUGUAUACAUGGGUAGCCAGCCGGACAUUUUGGAGUUUGUGGCGUAUAAAAGAUGUACACUAGCACUCAGCCUUUAGGGCAGCAGUACUCGCAGUAGACUGAAUGGGUAGUAGAAGUGGCAGCCAAUGUCCUUGAGCACGAGGAAGACUGUGUCUGGAGGACCUGUCACAGGAGCAACACUUUAGAUAAGUACUAGGAAGACCAAAUACUAGAUGGAAGAUAGUCGUUCUUCCUAAUUUUGAUACCAGUGCCUGUCCAUCGAGCUUCACGAGCAUGUCGAUUCUUGUCCUCCAUGAUAUGAUCGAUGCAAGAGAGUCAACAAGAGAGUAUGAAGGGCGCCAGCGGACAAAAUUCACAGCGGUCCACGCGCGAGCCCUGGUUGAGUUUUACUCCCGGGUUAAUUGGGUUUAAGAGAGAGAGAUGCGAGUCAUUGACGAGACACCGUUGGAACCAAGUCCUGGGGACUUGCUCCCCUGGUGGUAGAGGCCUUAUCAGCUUCGGUCGGGAGGAUGGCCUGAAUCAUAGGGGCCUGAGGGUCACACCAAGAAUAUUGCUGAAGGAUAACACUGCCUCAACGGUUCAGGAUGUCGCACAAAAAACAAACGAGAUUGCUGUUUUCACUGGGGGUGAUGGUACUACCACCGCAACCGUCCUCGCUCGUGCUAUCUACGCUGAGGGUGUCAAAAAUGUUGCUGCAGGAUGCAAUCCUAUGGACCUCUGUCGCGGUGCUCAAGCAGCCGUUCAAAAAGUGGUUCAGUUCUUGGAGGCCAAUACCAAAACUAUUACCACCACCGCUGAGAUUGCACAGGUCGCCACCAUCUCUGCUAACGGUGACGAGCACAUCGGUGGGUUGAUUGUGCAAGCAAUGGAGAGAGUUGGAAAGGAGGGUGUCAUCACCGUAAAAGAGGGUCGGACAACCGAGGACGAGAUUGAAGUGACAGAGGGCAUGCACUUUGACCGCAGUUAUAUCUCCCCAUACUUCAUCACCAACGUCAAGACUCAAAAAGUUGAUUUCGAAAAGCCCUUCAUUCUCCUCUCUGAGAAGAAAAUCUCCUCAUUGCAGGACAUCCUCCCAUCUCUCAACACUGCUGCCUCUGCUCUCAGACCACUGGUCAUCAUUGCAGAGGAUUUAGAUGGUGAAGCCCUCGCAGCUUGCAUCCUAAACAAGCUCUGUGGCCAGCUCCAGGUUGUAGCCGUCAAAGCACCCACGCAUGCAACAGCUGACCUCCUGGGCAGCACUGGUAGCAUCACCAUCACCAAGGAGGACACCAUUGUCCUCAAUGGUGCCGGCUCCAAGGAUGCCAUCUCUGCAUGGUGUGAGCAAAUCCACGCACUCCUGAACGACCCUACCACGUCUGAGUUCGACAAGACCAAGCUCCAAGAACGUCUCGUGAAGCUCUCAGGAGGUGUUGCUGUCAUCAAAGUUGGUGGAUCAUCUGAAGUUGAGGUUGGAGAGAAGAAAGACUGGUACGACGAUGCACUUAACACAACAUGUGCAGCUGUUGAGGAAGGUAUCCUCCCAGGCGGCGGUGUCGCACUUCUCAAGGCCAGCCUUGUGCUGAAGACUGCCGCACCUGGCGAACCUGCCUCCUCCGAUCCUGACAUCAUCCCAACUGCCAACUUUGACCAAGGCCUUGGCAUCAGCAUCAUCCGCCACGCAUUAGCACAGCCCGCACGCACAAUCCUCACCAAUGCGGGUGAGGAAGCCAGCGUCAUUGUCGGCACGCUCAUCAACUCAUCCAACAACUCAUUCACAUACGGUUACGACACAUCGAAGGGUGAGUAUACCAACAUGAUCACACGUGGUAUCGUCGACCUGCUCAAGGUCGUACGGACAGCGCUCCUGGAUGCUGCAGGUGUCACGAGCUUACUGACAACAAGCGAGUGCUGCAUUGUAGAUGGCGAGGAGGAGAAACCUGCUGGUGGUAUGGGUGGUGGCAUGGGAGGUAUGGGCAGCAUAGGAAUGGGCAGGUUCUAA